AUGGUUGCAGGAACUGAAAGAACAGUAUCUCUUACUGGCAGUGACCGUAGUAGAUAUCAAGAUAAUUCAACUCAAAGGCUUGCUCUUUACAACCCACAAGGAAAGGUAACCGAAAUGUAUCUCUCUUUAGUUUUCCUCACAGGAGAAAAAGCCAAUUCAGUAUUAAAACGCUAUCGAAGAGCUAAUAGACUUUUUGAAGAAAUAAGACAGGGCAACAUUGAGCGUGAGUGCAAAGAAGAAGUCUGCACAUUUGAGGAAGCCAGAGAAGCUUUUGAAAAUAAUGAAAAAACUAAGGAGUUUUGGAGCACCUACACAAAAGCACAGCAAGGAGAGAGUAGCAGAGGAAGUGACUGGUUUCAAUUUUACCUUACCUUUCCACUAAUCUUUGGUCUCUUCAUUAUCCUCCUUGUUGUUUUCCUAAUCUGGAGAUGCUUCCUAAAAAACAAAACUCGGAGACAAACAGUGACCGAAGGCCACAUCCCUUUUCCUCAGCACCUCAAUAUUAUCACUCCACCUCCCCCACCAGAUGAAGUGUUUGACAGCAGUGGAUUGUCUCCAGGCUUUCUAGAAUAUGUGGUUGGUCGUUCAGAUUCCGUCUCCACUCGCCUGUCCAACUGUGAUCCCCCACCUACCUAUGAAGAAGCGACUGGCCAGACGAACCUGCGGAGAAGUGAAACAGAACCUCAUUUAGACCCACCCCCGGAGUAUGAGGACAUAGUCAACUCCACCUCAGCCAGUGCCAUUGCUAUGGUGCCUGUGGUCAACACCAUCAAAUGAAGCUACAAAUUUCUUUGUACUCUGUUUUUAAAUUACUAAUGAAAGGACUUUCUAGCACUUUACCACUACAUAAACAUGCAUUGAGUUAUUUCAUUGGAUUCCUACAGCAUACCACUUCAUACUUUCUAGUUUGAUUUUCUUUAGUUCUGUUUCCCAUUAAAAAUCAUUAUCCACUCAUUUUUGCCAAAGGAAACAUGUGGAGAGGGAAAAACACACCAACAAGGGGGGGGGGAGUCAUCAUGUGCUGUGAUGAUGAGAUACAUGUAUCUCUC
Ochotona princeps (American pika) is the source of this 1049-nucleotide messenger RNA. It is a transcript of the gene PRRG1, whose product is annotated as proline rich and Gla domain 1. Lineage: Eukaryota; Metazoa; Chordata; Mammalia; Lagomorpha; Ochotonidae. Gene Ontology annotation, molecular function: calcium ion binding. Gene Ontology annotation, cellular component: extracellular region. The record is from RefSeq and is a predicted model, not a curated record. Bases 1 to 777 code for a protein of 258 amino acids. The transcript is spliced from 3 exons.